Molecule: messenger RNA, 2333 nt
Organism: Hymenoscyphus albidus
Lineage: Eukaryota; Fungi; Ascomycota; Leotiomycetes; Helotiales; Helotiaceae
Source: the annotation of a GenBank genome assembly
AGCGGGAGUCAUUUUAUGACUCUAGGGGACCUGGUUGCGACAACUCUCCACAACACCUAGAGAAGAGACGAUCCUGCACUCGAUACCCCCUUCAAAACUAGCAACAAUUGGUGGGUGGCCCACAGUCAACCGCAAAUAUGCCUACCAUUAGCGUCGACAAGGCUGAGCUCUACAAAGCUCUGGGGCAAGAGUAUUUCCCCCUCCCCCAAGCGCUACCCCGCCAAAACAAUGUACUGACAUAUACUCGAGAUAUACCACCGACGAGUUUGAGACGCUAUGCUUCGAGUUCGGAAUCGAAUUGGACGAGGAUACUUCGAAUAGCGAACGCCCAAUCGUCAAUGGCAAGCAAGAAGCCCCGCAACUCAAAAUUGAGAUCCCCGCCAACAGAUAUGAUAUGCUUUGCUUCGAGGGAAUAGCUUUGAUGCUGAACAUUUUCCGAGAGAAGACCCCUAUGCCAAAUUACCGACUGGUCACACCCAAGAGCGGAGAGCUAGAGAUUAUUACCGUGCAUCCCGAUACGCUGAAGGUCCGCCCAUAUGUGUCUGGGUCCAUUUUGCGCAAUGUCAAGUUCACGCAAGAGAGCUAUGAUUCCUUCAUCUCUUUACAAGACAAACUCCACCAGAAUUUGGCAAGAAAUCGAACACUGGUGGCUAUCGGGACCCAUGAUUUGGACACAAUUAAAGGACCGUUCACAUACGAGGCAUUACCUCCCAAGGACAUUGUCUUCACCCCUCUCAAUCAGAAAAAAGAAAUGAAUGGCGAGGAAAUGAUGGCGCACUACGAGAAUGACAAGCACUUGGCCAAGUUCUUACACAUCAUUCGCGACAAGCCAGUAUAUCCAGUGAUCUACGAUUCCCAGCGGAUAGUUUGCUCGAUGCCUCCAAUCAUCAACGGCGAUCACUCCAAAAUCUCCCUGAAUACCACUAAUGUUUUCAUUGAAAUGACUGGAACGGAUCGAACCAAGUUGGAGAUCGUUAACAACAUUAUUGUUGCCAUGUUCUCUCAAUACUGUGCCGAGCCCUUCACCAUCGAACCGGUAAAGAUCAUUUCAGAACACAAUGGCGAGACCAGGCAAACACCAGAUAUCAGUCCAAGAGUAGCCCAAGCAGAGGUCGAUUACGUCAACAACUGUUGUGGACUUUCGGAAACACCUGAAAGAAUCUGCGAACUUUUAAAAAAGAUGUGUCUCACUGCUACCCCCUCUUCUUCCUCGAAAAACAUCCUUGAUGUUUCCAUACCCCCAUCUCGCGCCGAUGUUCUUCACCAAUGCGAUAUUAUGGAGGAUGUUGCCAUUGCGUAUGGUUUCAAUAAUCUUCCCCGAACCUCACCCAAUAAAUCUUCCACAAUUGCACAACCUCUCAUGGUCAACAAGCUCGGAGACAUUGUUCGUAUGGAAGCUGCCAUGGCUGGCUGGAGUGAAGUUAUGCCUCUUAUUCUUUGCUCGCAUGACGAGAACUUCGCAUGGUUGAAUCGAAAAGAUGAUGGUUCCACCGCAGUGCGUCUUGCCAACCCCAAAACAGCCGAGUACCAAAUCGUCCGCACUUCCCUCCUUCCAGGUCUCCUCAAGACAAUCCGUGAGAACAAGAAACACUCUGUCCCUAUCAAGGUUUUCGAAGUCUCAGAUGUCGCAUUCAAAGAUGUCUCCCUAGAGCGAAAGUCCCGCAACGAGCGUCACUUUGCAGCAGCUUGGUACGGUAAAACCUCUGGUUUCGAGGUUGUCCAUGGUCUUCUUGAUCGUGUUUUGCUUAUGCUCAAGACUGCCUUUCUCACACACGAAGAAGGUCUUGAGGAUAAGAAGGGAUUAGAUUACGAAGUCCGACAAGAUCAUCAAAAGGUGGAUGGAUAUUGGAUCGAGGAGAUAGACGAGGAAACCUUCUUCCAGGGUCACGCAGCCGCUAUUUAUUUGAGAGUUGGUGGUAAGCAGGUUCGUAUUGGAGAGUUUGGUAUUUUGCAUCCAACAGUUUUGGAGAAGUUUGAAUUGAGGUACGUACCAUAUUCCACCAGUCAGUCUCUUUCGUUCUUACAGCUAACACGAGCCACCUAGGUACCCUGUAAGCACGCUGGAGAUCAACCUUGAGGUCUUUUUAUAAGCGUAGAAAAACAAAUGGAUUGAGAACAAAAAAAAUAGAUGCUUGUCUUGUGAGCGAGCAAAAGCAUAGAGAUCUGAAUGUAUCAUGCAUCACGAGUUAAGACCAAAAAAAUGAAAUGAAUGAAUAUGAUUGUACGCACAUAACCUUGUCUUUAUUUGUCUGUCGUUUGUUUCUUUCUUAGAAGUAUAUAGGACCGAAUCCAUAUCCUGAACAGCGAAUCUAGUCUUCAGAGAAGAAUCUCAU